Rhodamnia argentea is the source of this 1037-nucleotide messenger RNA. RefSeq names its product DNA topoisomerase 1-like. The coding region runs from base 96 to 932 and encodes 278 amino acids. The transcript has 2 exons. The record is from RefSeq and is a predicted model, not a curated record. Lineage: Eukaryota; Viridiplantae; Streptophyta; Magnoliopsida; Myrtales; Myrtaceae.
UUCAUGAGGGACCAGACUGCAAAGUUGGGAUGCUGGGCUUUCGGGUAGCAGCAAUAGUUCAGUGAUUUGGAUCAAUUGUUAUUCUUAAAUAAGUUAUGGAGGCAGAGCCGUGCAGCGGUAGGAGCUCAGUAGUGAACAAGAAGAGAAAAAGGAAGAGGGCAAAGAGUAAUAGAAAUGUUUCGGAUCUUGGGAUGGAUAAAGAGAGUUACUUUCCAGAGAAUAAUUCGUCGGUGAACGUGAUUAUAUCCUUACCUUCCCCACCUGAUUCCAGCUCAGCCCUGGAGAAUUCGGAAGCUCAGCCAUGCAAUGGAUUAAAUCCUUUACCUGCAAAGAGAAAGAAGAAGAAAAGGAAGCAGAAAAGAAAGAUCCAGGAAACAAGCACUACUCAAGGUGAUACUGGUGCAGAAGUCCCAUAUAAUUUCCUGCAAGUUAAUGAUCCGGAAGUUAACAAUGAUAUAACACGCUCCUCUGGCGUUUCCCGUCAAAGUUUGGAGCAUGAGAAGGUCCGACCAACCGGUGAAACAAACUGCCAUACCGUAAAGCAAAAGAGAAGGAAGGAGAAGAAAAAGUUGUGGAAGAGAAAGAAAAAGGAGGCAAAAUCCAAGGAGAAUGUAUCUGGGAAGAGUGAUACGCUUGCUGAAAUCCCAAAUAAUGUUUCGCAAGUUGCUGAAUUGGAUGAAAAUAUUCUGAAGGAAUUUUCCUCUACCUGUGGUAAGCAAACUGACAUUGAGAAGAAUAUGUGUUUAUCAGAAAAAGAAGAAGUUCAUGGAGAAGCUCAUACUAAAGAGACUUCCUCACAUUCUGACGAAGCUCGUGUCUCUCAUCUUUCAGAUGCUAAACCAGAACAAGUAGAAGAAAGAAUACAAGCUACAUCAACGACCAAGGCUCCCAUGGGAAUCUUCGAUUUUUUUCUCAGCCUUUCAACUAGUUGACUGAGUAGUAUCGACAUGGCGGACGAGGAAGUUGCGGACUAAUGAACUCGCCAUAGUAAAGUGUCGAAUACAUCCAUCUUAUGCACUUACCUUAUCCAGGAAGGA